Sorghum bicolor (sorghum) is the source of this 2769-nucleotide messenger RNA. RefSeq names its product serine/threonine-protein kinase 25. The transcript is spliced from 20 exons. Gene Ontology annotation, molecular function: protein kinase activity; ATP binding. The coding region runs from base 681 to 2483 and encodes 600 amino acids. The record is from RefSeq and is a predicted model, not a curated record. NCBI's taxonomy places the organism in Eukaryota, Viridiplantae, Streptophyta, Magnoliopsida, Poales, Poaceae. Gene Ontology annotation, biological process: protein phosphorylation.
CCUUACCUCUUAUUGCCUCGCGCCGAUUUUGAGCUCAUGCAAGGCAGGCGGCGGCCACGCUUGAUUGAGCCGUUAGUUUAGCUUCGGGUCGAGCGGCAUUGCGGAUUUGGGCGUAGGGGCUGAAGGUGGGGCUGGGUCCAGCGGGUAAUUCGUGCGUCGAGUAUUGGUAAUUAGCUGAUCGAGCGGCCAGCUCGGUAGCAUCUGUGAUGUUAUCCAUCUGCUUGUUCGAGUUAGUUCCGUGCCAUUGAUGGUUUCAUCGAUCUGGGGGAAAAUGAUGCAGUUUGUUUGCUCAGUGUGGGAUUUGGGGGAACAAGCAGUGUAAUCAGGUUGAGACAGUGGCUAACCAAGAUGAAUCUGCACUGCAUCUAUGCAAAUUUAUUUUUGUUACUGGGUGAUACUACUAUUGGAUGUCUCUUUGCUUUAAAAAGUGACAAGCAGGUGGCACCAUUAGGAGGUGGACUAUGCAGCAACUUUGGUGCUAGGCAGGAUCGUGUCAGCUACCACCUAGGUUUGACAAGGAAUUGAAUAAAGAGGUUGCUAUAAAAGUCAUUGAUCUGGAAGAAGCUGAGGAUGACAUUGAAGACAUCCAAAAGGAGAUAUCUGUUUUGUCACAAUGCCGGUGCCCAUAUAUUACUGACUAUUACGGCUCUUACCUUCACCAGACUAAAUUGUGGAUAGUAAUGGAAUACAUGGCUGGUGGUUCUGUAGCUGACCUUCUUCAAGCUGGCCCUCCUCUGGAUGAAAUGUCUAUUUCAUGCAUUCUGAGGGACUUGUUACAUGCAAUUGAAUAUCUACACUCUGAAGGAAAAAUUCACCGCGAUAUUAAAGCGGCAAAUAUUCUCCUCACUGAAAGUGGAGAUGUGAAGGUUGCGGACUUUGGUGUUUCUGCACAGCUGACUAAAACAAUGUCUAGGAGAAAGACAUUUGUUGGAACUCCCUUUUGGAUGGCACCUGAGGUUAUUCAAAAUUCUGAAGGGUACAAUGAGAAGGCAGAUAUCUGGUCUUUAGGUAUCACUGCUAUUGAAAUGGCUAAAGGUGAACCCCCUUUGGCAGAUAUUCAUCCCAUGAGAGUUCUUUUCAUGAUACCUCGUGAGAACCCUCCGCAGCUUGAUGAACAUUUCUCGAAACCAAUGAAAGAGUUUGUGUCACUAUGUUUAAAGAAGAAUCCAGCGGAGAGGCCUAGUGCCAAGGAGCUUCUUAAGCAUCGUUUCAUAAAAAAUGCCCGAAAGACUCCAAAGCUUUUGGAGCGAAUAAGAGAGCGGCCAAGAUUUGCAGGAAAAAGCAUGGAUGACACACAAAAUGGGCAAACACAUGAUGAAGAAGAGGAUUUUGGUACAGGCACUAUCAAGGUCAAUAGGACAAAAGAUACAGCUCCGUCUUUGAGUCAAGGAACAGUUAGGAAAGCUACAGUCAGGGACUUUCCUGAUAGAUCAGAGGGCACGGGAACUGUCCGAGUUGUUUCAAGGCCUCCUCAAAUUGCCUCCACCAAGGAUGGUAGAUCUGAUAUGCCUCAAAGUCCAAAAGCACCAAUACGUACAACUGAUCGAGAAAAUCAGAGGAAGUCAUCAUGGACUGGAUCUGAAGAUUCUCUCUCUCAGAGAGAUACGCAGAGCGAACGUGGGAGAGUAGAAAGUUCUACUGAUGAUAAUGAUCAGUCUGUAAGCGGGUCAGGAACUGUUGUGUUACGCUCACCAAGAGCAUCUCAGUUGUACUCAACAGCUAGCAACCACAGUACCAAGCCUCCCAGCAGAUUUUCCUCAUAUGAAGAUAUGUCUAAUAGUGGGACAGUUGUUCGGACCCAAAAUGAAGACCCAGAAACUCCACGAUCUUCAAGGUCAAGGCUGGGGAUGCAAGAAAAGGCAGCAAAUACUUCUCUUGAGGAUAGUGCCAUUAACCUUGCAGAGGCAAAGGCUGCUUUGCAGGCUGGGUUAAGAAAGGGAAAUGCUCGAGAAAGACCUAUUAUCAGCAGGCAUGAAAAGGGAUCACAUGAGCAUAGAACUUCUGGAGUAAAUAGUCAAGAGGUUCAAAGUGAGGAUGUUGACACGCAGAAAGGUCGUAAAUUACGGCAAUUACCUGAUGGGCAGUCAGCUUCUCGUGCUUCUAGUUCUGUAGCUCCACCUGCAGUCUCAUCAUUGCUACUCCCUUCCCUGAAAGAGGCUACUGGUGACAAGUUUGAUCGGCCUGCUGUUCAUGCUUUCCUUGAUUCCUUGAUGGAUCUAGAACACGAAAUACCUGGAUCAUGCGAAGUACUGGUUGGCAGAUUGCUACACCGGCUAGGGAGCUCAAAGGAUUCCUCAUUGCAAGGUCUUCAGGAGACGGCAAUGUCAAUUUUCACUAAGAAACCUGAAUCCCCCUCUGAAAAAGCAGGCGACAAGAAAUUAGCUAAUAUGCCACCAUUGGCUGCUCCUACCGUAAGCCCGCUGGCAAGGUUCCUUCUCACAAGGUGGCAAAACCAAGUUUCACAAGAUCUUAACUCUGUUUGAUCCCUGUGACUUAGAAAAGAGAUUUCAUGUUUGAUUCGGUGUAUAAUUAAUAUUUUUUUAGUGUACAUAACGCAAUCUUUAGAACUUUACUUCUGCCAGAUGGUCCCAACCACCUGUUAUUUCAUUUGUUGUGUUCAUGGUGAAUAACAUAUUUCCUGCCCCUUUUCCGGUGUAACUGCCACCACCAUACAUGUAUGACAUCUCAUGAACAUUGUAGACAUAUCCAAAAUUUACCAGUUGACAAUACUUGAAGCUUGGUGAAUUGUUUCACCAGAGUUCAGUUAUA